Messenger RNA from Camellia sinensis, 1435 nucleotides. Its product is annotated as putative aspartic proteinase GIP2. Lineage: Eukaryota; Viridiplantae; Streptophyta; Magnoliopsida; Ericales; Theaceae. Gene Ontology annotation, molecular function: aspartic-type endopeptidase activity. Gene Ontology annotation, biological process: proteolysis. The record is from RefSeq and is a predicted model, not a curated record.
CGAACUCAGCCAGACGCGGCGCCCCACCACACCACAUACCUUCUCUCACCUCUCUCUCUCUCUCUCUCUCUCUAGAUCUCAUCCAUGGCUGCCUCUCUUUCCAUUUUCCUUCUAUUUUCUUUCACUUUCCUUCUCACUUUCUCUCUUGCUCAGAAACCCAGUUCACAAAACAUUGGUAUAGUCCUUCCAGUGAUCAAAGAUGUCUCAACACUCCAAUAUGCAACCCAUAUGCAUCAUGGUAGUAAUCCAACGGUUCCCAUCAAGCUCGUGGUUGAUCUUGGCGGUCCAGUUCUCUGGCUUGAUUGUGCCUCCGGACACAUGCCAUCAUCUCAUCGUCCCAUCAACGGUGGCUCACUCGAAUGCUCAAGGGCAAAUAUAGCCAACGGUUGUGAUUGUAGUGUUGACACGGUCAACACCAUCACACAUGGUGCCACACGUGGGGAGCUAGUUGAAGACGUUGUGGCCGUUGAUUCCGUUGACCGAUCAGGUCAGGUGACUUCAAUCACCACCGUCGAUCACUUCCUAUUUUCAUGUGUACCACCAUGGCUACUAAAUGGCCUAGCAAGUGGCGUGAAAGGAAUGUUGGGCCUUGGGAGGGCUAGAAUAUCAGUACCAUCACAACUUGCCACCAGCUUCGGCUUCCAACGGAAAUUCGCCAUCUGUCUAUCAUCGUCAAACGGUAUCGUUCUCUUGGGUAAUGAGCCUUAUGUCUCGAUUUUUGAGCCCGACUUGCCGAAUUCACUGAUGUACACACCCCUAAUUUCUAAUCAAGAUGGCGCUUUAGAAGAUUACUACGUUAAUGUGAAGUCCAUUAAAAUAAAUGGCAAGAGAUUGUCACUUAGUACAUCAACACUAUCCAUUGGAGGGACAAAACUAAGUACAAUUGUUCCUUAUACCACUAUGGAGAGCACAAUCUAUGACACAUUUAAAAGAGCUUAUAUCAAGAUUGCCACCUCAAUGAACAUGACUCGGGUUGCAUCUGUAGCACAUUUUGAUGUCUGUUUUAGUUCUGAUGGGCUUGAAAAAACAUGGGGCGGGCCUGCAGUGCCGGUAAUUGAUUUUGUGUUGCAAAGUGAGAUGGUGAAGUGGAGGAUCCAUGGGAGGAAUUCGAUGGUGGAGGUGAGUGAUGGAGUUCUUUGCUUAGGGUUCUUGGAUGGAGGUGUGAGUCCUAAGGCUUCAAUUGUGAUAGGGGGUCAUCAAUUGGAGGAUAUUCUUCUAGAGUUUAAUUUGGGUACUUCAAUGCUUGGAUUUAGUUCAUCAUUGUUGAUGAGGGACACUAGUUGUUCCAACUUUAAAUUGUAUUCCAUGCCUAGUGAAUCACUUUGAUUCAGAUCUGAUUUAGGAUUUUUUGUAUUAAUUUUGAUUGUAAAUUAGCGAAAUAGUUAACUCCAAGAUUUAUAAGAACAUUAUUGGUAUGGCAAGAUUACAAACCAAA